UUUCCACUCUAUCUUGUCUCUCGUCGAUGGUUGUGCUGUGAUGAAAGUUUUCAGUAUCAUCGGCACACAUAACAGACCACGAUGGCGUGUGCGGUAAAUCAGAGUUGUUGAGGAUUUAUGGAAUAAUAGACGGUGUAAAUAAAAGAUAUUUUUGAAUGGAGAAUUCACGGAGAUAUAGCUGAAAUGUAUACCCGUAUGAAGAAAUAAGAAUUGUUGUGUAGAAAACUUGGUUUACAAAUGAAGUAUUUAGUUGAUGUAGCAUAGUCGGUGAACUGGUAUACUUGACUGUGAUUGUUGAAAGAUUUGAAAUAAUAAUGGAGUGCAUAGUAGCGAAUGUGGAUCACAUGCGAUUUGAUAUUGAAAUUGCUCUCGACGAACAGUAUGGAGCACUUCCUUUACCAUUUACUGGAAUGGACAAAUCCACUGCUGCAGUAUGUCAGUUUUAUCCAAGAGGCACCUGCAUUAAAGGAGCUUCUUGUCCGUUUAGGCAUGUCAGAGGGGAUCGUACAAUUGUUUGUAAACAUUGGUUGAGAGGUCUUUGUAAAAAGGGUGAUCAGUGUGAAUUUUUACAUGAAUAUGACAUGACCAAAAUGCCAGAAUGUUACUUCUAUUCUAGAUUUAAUGCCUGUCACAAUAAGGAAUGCCCAUUCUUACACAUUGACCCGGAAACUAAAGUCAGAGAUUGUCCUUGGUAUGAUCGUGGAUUUUGUAGGCAUGGACCGUUGUGUAGACACAGACAUGUGAGACGUGUUCUUUGUAUGGCAUAUUUAGCUGGGUUCUGUCCUGAGGGAUCAAAUUGUAAAUUCAUGCAUCCAAGAUUUGAAUUACCAGCUGUACAAGAUAUGCAACCAAAAGAAGGGAAGAAAGUAAUGAUCACGUGUCAUUUCUGUGGAGAAGGUGGCCAUAAAGCUAUUUAUUGCAAUAAAAUGCCACCAGAUGUACGGGAAGCUCAAGUUAGACAAGAAAUAGAAGGUAAUUCUCAUGCGGCACAUCAUAUGAAUAUGCACAAUGGACCACCUUCCCGAGGACCACAAAAACCUUUGGAAGAAGUCACGUGUUACAAAUGUGGGACAAAAGGUCAUUAUGCCAACAAAUGUCCAAAGGGUCACUUAGCUUUCUUAAGUCAUGCAGGAGGCAGUGGAAGUGGAAAUCAGAAUCAAAAUUAUCGCAGAUGAUUUCAUUUACUUUAUUUGUACAACAUUAAUAUUGUAAUUUUAUUUUAUUUUAAUAAGAUCACUUACCUGUAAAAAUUU
Messenger RNA from Nomia melanderi (Alkali bee), 1253 nucleotides. It is a transcript of the gene Clp, whose product is annotated as cleavage and polyadenylation specificity factor subunit 4. NCBI's taxonomy places the organism in Eukaryota, Metazoa, Arthropoda, Insecta, Hymenoptera, Halictidae. The record is from RefSeq and is a predicted model, not a curated record. Gene Ontology annotation, molecular function: RNA binding; zinc ion binding.